AUGAAUUAUCAAGAUAUUGAAAAUAUGCAAAAUGCUCUUUAUAAACUUUGUAUUGAUUGGUAUGACUCAUCUCCAAUUAAAGAAGAUAUUGUGUUUUCUACACAUUCAAUGUUUAUUGCAUUUUCAUUACUUUAUAUUGGUGCUGCUUCUGAAACAAAAACACAACUAGAAAAGGUGUUUGGAUUUGCUUCUAUUCCAGAAAGUAAUUUUAUAAAAUUUUUACAAAGCAUUAUUAAACACCAAGAACCAACAUCAAGUGUUACUGUUGAUAUAGUCAAUGGGAUUUGGGCAUCAGAAAAUUUAGAAUUUACUGAAGAAUAUAAAAAAGCAAUAAACACACUUAAUUGUCAAUUAAAAAAUGGAAAUUUUAUGACUAAUGCAGAAAAUAUUAGACAAGAAAUUAAUAAAUUUGUUGAAGAAGCAACAAGAAAAGUAAUUAUUGAAUUUCUUCAACCAGGAACAAUUAGUGGAGAUACAAUUGCUGUCAUUGUUAAUGCUAUUUAUUUUAAAGGAGAAUGGAAAACACCAUUUAAAAUUCUUCCAAAGAAAAUGAAAUUUGAAGGAGAUGAAGAAGUUAUAGGAAUGAAAGAACGUUUUGAAUGUUCAGCAGUAUUUACAGAUAAAUAUACAUCAGUUAAUAUUCCAUAUGUUGGAAAUAAAUAUUCUAUGGUAAUUAUUAUGCCAAAUAAUAUGAAAGAAUUUGAAAAAGAAAAUAUAAGAGAAUUAAAAGAAUAUGUAAGAAGAACAGUUCAAGAGUUUUCAGAAAAAAGAAACGUUACUAUUCCAAAAUUUAAAAUUGAAACAUCAUUUAGUAUGAAUCAACAAUUAAAAAGUCUUGGAUUAAUUAAUGCUUUUAAUGAAAGUGCAGAUUUCAGUAAAAUGGCAAAAGGACAUUUUUGUGUUUCAGAAGCUAUUCAUAAAGCUGUUGUUGAAGUUGAUGAAAAAGGAACAGUUGCUGCUGCUGCAACAGGAAUUGCAAUGAUGAGAUGUUGUUUACCACUAGAACCACCAAGAGAUGUUAUUAUUAAUAAACCAUAUUUCUUUAUAAUCACUGGAGAAGAACAAUAUCCAUUAUUCUUUGGAAAAGUAAGUCAUCCAAGACUUGAAUAA
This is a messenger RNA of Entamoeba dispar SAW760, 1110 nucleotides long. Its product is annotated as leukocyte elastase inhibitor, putative. The coding region runs from base 1 to 1110 and encodes 369 amino acids. The transcript has a single exon. Gene Ontology annotation, molecular function: serine-type endopeptidase inhibitor activity. The record is from RefSeq and is a predicted model, not a curated record. Lineage: Eukaryota; Evosea; Mastigamoebida; Endamoebidae.